Cooperia oncophora is the source of this 645-nucleotide messenger RNA. The record is from the annotation of a GenBank genome assembly. Lineage: Eukaryota; Metazoa; Nematoda; Chromadorea; Rhabditida; Trichostrongylidae.
AUGACAGAACGGUGGAACGGCGUGGAACUGAAAGCUAUCAGCGACAAUCGAUUGAGUAUUGUGGAACUCGAUGUGAAUGACGACAAUUCAAUUCGAAGAGCCUACAAGGAGGUUGAAAAAAUCGUUGGUGAUGGAGGUCUCAAUGUACUGGUAAACAACGCAGGGAUCCUGAUACAGUACUUCUUCAAUAGAGAGCCUGAUCGCUCCGUUCUCGCCAAGGUUAUCGACACAAACGCUGUUAGCGUGGCCGUUCUUACGCAGAUAUUCUUACCACUCCUGCGUAAAGCAGCCUCCCACGGCAAUGACGAGUUUUCUGUGGACCGUGCUGCUAUCCUAAAUAUUUCGUCCGAUAUGGGUUCUGUCGGGGCGAAUAAUUCCGGAUCAGCACAGAAGAACAGUCUAGCAUAUAGAAUGAGCAAGUCUGCUCUGAAUUGUUUGUCGAGGAAUCUAUCCGUUGAUCUUGAAUCAGAACGUAUUCUUGUGGCUUCAUUCCAUCCUGGAUGGGUGCGAACAGAUAUGGGAGGAGAAGAUGGAGAAAUCUCGGUUGAAGAAUCAACAGCGUUGUUGAUGUCGUCGUUUGCGAAAUUGAACAAGGCGCAUCACGGCGGCUAUUUCAGCAAAACUCUUGAGGCAAUGGCUUAUUGA